Etheostoma cragini (Arkansas darter) is the source of this 318-nucleotide messenger RNA. RefSeq names its product ATP-binding cassette sub-family D member 2-like. Gene Ontology annotation, biological process: long-chain fatty acid import into peroxisome; peroxisome organization; fatty acid beta-oxidation. The record is from RefSeq and is a predicted model, not a curated record. The transcript is spliced from 2 exons. Gene Ontology annotation, molecular function: ATP binding; ATP hydrolysis activity; long-chain fatty acid transmembrane transporter activity. Gene Ontology annotation, cellular component: peroxisomal membrane. NCBI's taxonomy places the organism in Eukaryota, Metazoa, Chordata, Actinopteri, Perciformes, Percidae. Bases 13 to 309 code for a protein of 98 amino acids.
GUGGACGAGAAGAUGAACGUGUUGAUCACAGGUCCGAACGGUUGUGGGAAGAGUUCUCUGUUCAGGAUCCUCAGCGGGCUGUGGCCUGUUUAUGGAGGAGUACUGUCCCGCCCAGAACCUCAGUACAUGUUCUACAUCCCCCAGAGACCCUACAUGUCCGAGGGGACCCUCAGAGACCAGGUGAUCUACCCGGACUCGGUGGAGGACAUGGUCCAGAGAGGAGUCACCGAUUCAGAUCUGGAGGAGAUCCUUCGGACCGCCCACCUGCUCUACAUCCUGGACAGAGAGGGAGGUGUGUGUGGGGUGUGAGUCUGUGUG